AUGGCGGCUUGUUGCCACUGGGCAUGGUAUACACAAGAACUCUACGAGGAUAGACGUACUGUAGAAACAAAAAAAGGUGCGUGUAUGUAUCCAAACGGGCGUGGAGGUGGCGGAGAAAAGAAGGAGACUGAUCGGACAUGGUCGGAUCAUCCCUAUGAGAAUGAGGCGGUUGUCGGUUGUUUCGCCCGCACUGUCCCGUCACCGCCAAGAAGCGCCCAAAAAUAG
Messenger RNA from Podospora bellae-mahoneyi, 225 nucleotides. RefSeq lists its product as uncharacterized. NCBI's taxonomy places the organism in Eukaryota, Fungi, Ascomycota, Sordariomycetes, Sordariales, Podosporaceae. The coding region runs from base 1 to 225 and encodes 74 amino acids. The transcript has 2 exons. The record is from RefSeq and is a predicted model, not a curated record.